AUGUCGAUCGCGCUGAAGAGCGGGCCCGGGCUAGCCGGCGGCGGGGGCGCCCGGUUCGGCCGCGCCGCCCGCUGCGGCGCCUACGCCUCGCCGCCGGCCUCGGGCGGGCGCGGCGGCUCGUCGGGGGGCCGGGACAGCGACAGCCCGGCGGCGGCGGCGCAGUGGGAGUGGGACGGCGAGGAGGUCGAGGGCGGCGACGGCGAGGUGCAGAGCAACUACAAGGGGCCCUUCGACACCAUGGACGCGCUCAACGAGGCCCUGCCCUUCAGGAAAGGGGUAUCCAAGUUCUACAAUGGCAAGUCCGGAUCUUUCACGAAGCCUCCAGUUGCUGUGAUCCCAUCUCCCCCACCGGUGAAGGGCCUUCCGAAGCCAGAAACCCCAUCCCCCAGGAAGCGCAAAGGUCUUCUCCCAUUCAGUUUCAAGUGGGGCAAAGCACAGAGCAAAGAGGUGUACCCUGAAGAUGAUGUAGCGGACAGCCCCACGACUUGCAGGAGGAUGACAUUGUCUCCGGCCGCCACAAGCAGCUCAGGGAGCAACAGCGGCAGCGACGAUGAAGCUCAGAAGCUGCCUUCCCGACGAUCGCACAGGAAGCCUGGCAACGCCGUGGGCGCCUAUGCUUCCCCGCCUGCUCCUCGUCCACCGAAGCUGCUGUUCCCGGCCCACACGAGAUCGCAGUCGAUGCUUGAGCUGCAGGACGUGUCGGAGUCGACCGCCAUGGUCUCCCCCAGGGACAAGCGCCGGAAGAACUAG
Triticum turgidum subsp. durum (durum wheat) is the source of this 750-nucleotide messenger RNA. The record is from the annotation of a GenBank genome assembly. Lineage: Eukaryota; Viridiplantae; Streptophyta; Magnoliopsida; Poales; Poaceae.